Molecule: messenger RNA, 1426 nt
Organism: Zophobas morio
Lineage: Eukaryota; Metazoa; Arthropoda; Insecta; Coleoptera; Tenebrionidae
Gene: Dus2
Product: tRNA-dihydrouridine(20) synthase [NAD(P)+]-like
Exons: 6
Coding region: 1-1368 (455 amino acids)
Biological process (GO): tRNA dihydrouridine synthesis
Cellular component (GO): cytoplasm
Molecular function (GO): tRNA dihydrouridine synthase activity; flavin adenine dinucleotide binding; tRNA binding
Source: RefSeq, a predicted model, not a curated record
AUGACGCGAAUAACGAACAAAUUAACGUACGAUAACAAAAUUAUUUUGGCCCCCAUGGUGCGCGUUGGUACUCUACCCAUGAGAUUAUUGGCUCUGGAUUAUGGUGCAGAUAUCGUUUAUAGCGAAGAAUUAAUCGACUGGAAAUUUUUAAAAUCAGUGAGAAGAGAAAACGACGUUCUAGGUACAAUUGACUACUUAGACAAGUCGGAUGGUUCCGUCGUUUUUCGAACUUGUAAAAGAGAAAAAGAUAAAGUAGUAAUACAAUUAGGAACUUGUGAUCCAGAAAGAGCUUUAAAAGUAGCAAAAAUGAUUGAACAAGAUGUGGCCGGAAUUGAUAUAAAUAUGGGUUGUCCAAAGGAAUUUUCUUUAAAAGGGGGUAUGGGGGCAGCUUUGCUAAAACAGCCUGAAAAAGCUAAAUCAAUUUUAAACGCACUUACUCAAAAUGUAAAUGUACCGAUAACUUGCAAAAUUCGUGUAUUUGAGGAUGUGGAGGAAACUCUGACUUUAGUCAAAGAAUUAGUGUCUACGGGAAUUGCAGCCAUCGCCAUCCACGGUCGAACUAAAGCUGAAAGACCCCAACAUCAGAAUAGAAAUGAAACUAUCAAAAAAAUUGCCGAGAAUAUUGCCAUCCCUAUCAUCGCAAAUGGUGGUUCCCGAGAAAUCGAGAAGUAUCAAGAUAUUGUAAAAUUCAAACACCAGUGUGGCUGUUCCAGCGUUAUGAUUGCAAGAGCCGCUGAAGGAAACUGCUCAAUAUUUCGUCCUCAGGGGUUGUUAGAUUUAGAAAAUGUUAUUAUAGAUUAUCUAAAAUAUGCUGUAGAUUAUGACAACUCGCCUAGCAACACCAAAUACUGUAUACAAAAUAUGCUAAAAGAACUGCAAGAAACACCUAGAGGCAAAAGAUUUUUAGAAUGUCAAACUCUAGAACAAAUAUGUGCAAUUUGGGACAUGGGUGACUACUGCCGAAAAAAACAACUGAAAUUUCACUCACAAGGAAUUCUCAGUCGACGAGAAGUCACCCCAGACAUGUUUAGCCCCAAAGCAAAAAAAGUAAAGACUGAAUUAGACGAAGACGUUAUUGAAAUGAAGUGUGCCUUUAUAAGAGUUAAUUAUCCAGAGGAUCCAGACUUGCCUAAAUCUAAAAUAAUAGCAUACUGUGGCAAACAGAAACUUGAUUUGCCUGUUUACAAGACUAUUAACGAAGAUAAAUUGUUUCGAGCUGUAGCAACAUUCCAGGGCAAGAAGUACAGUUCUUCAUAUUGGGAGAAGAAUAAGAGAUUUGCCGAACAAGGAGCUGCUUUAGUUUUAGCUUGUUGCUUAGGUUUAGUUAGUAAAGAAGAUUUAAUUAAAGACGGGAGUAUAUUAGAAUAAGUGAAAAUGUUGCUAUAUUUUCGUUACUUUAUAUGAAAUAAACUGUUUUUACUCACCA